CCCGCUCCAAACCGCGAGAGGGGAGAACCGCUCUGUACGAGUGACUUUUGUUUCCGCCGCUAGAGGCGCUGCCUCACGAUGUAGCUUGCCAUCGUACUACGGCGUCACGGAGCCACACCUACGAGUUUCUCGACAAUUUCAACCCUUUCAGAUCGCUGAUCUUCACGCAGAGUUCGCGUACGUUUUCAGGUUAAACGGAUAACCUAUGGAAAGUUACGAGGACGACGACGACACUCACUUCUGCAUCAAAUGCCAUCUGACGAUACACGGCCUCGACAAUUACGUACGACAUCGUCAAUCCGGAUGUCGGCCACCGGACGACAAGAACGUAGCCGUGCGGGUAUCACCCACGACGCCCGCUUCGCCGACCACCGUUUUCUAUCCGGAGAUACUGAACGCGGACGCGUUCUUCAGUUCGCUGGAACUACAGAGCAGCUCCAAGUCGAAUCCUCGAAAGGCAUCCGGUUUGCUCGAGGAAAGUAGGAAGUUCAAGAAGGACGACAAAAGGAAAAAGAGUCAGAAAUCGCAGGUGGACGCGGACGAAUCGACGGUAAAAGAGAAGCUUCACAAUAUGUUGCCCGGAGUUUCGGAGCUCGAAAACCCCACCGACCAUCUCUGCAUGCCAUCCCUCGUUGGAUUUCCCGAUAUCGUUCCGUCCACGUCCAAUAAGCCUACGGUUACGAGCAACCGGAACAAAUUAAGUCAAUCGAUGAGCAACGUCGCCACGAACAUCGACAGCGGCGGAUUUUCGGUGAAGCCCGAGCCGGAAAAUUCCUUGGAAGGUCUGAUGACGUCUCAGGAAUCCAAGCAGUCGGAUAGAAAACGACAGGAAGAAUCGCAAAGGAUCGAACAGGUUCAUCAAACGUGGUUGGAAUACACGAUAUUGGCCGAGCUGGUGUCGAACAACGAAAACAAGGAUCUGACCAGAUACGAGUACGAAUAUCAACAGGACGAGGAUUCCGAGGACGAUAUAUUGGAGGAAGAUUUGGGGGAGGAUGACUCUUAUACCGAGUCUGACGAUGGGGAAGAUCGAGAACGUCCACCGCGUGGUCACAUCGGUGGCAAAUGGAAGCCAGAAUUGGACGAUCUUCCUCAAAAUAUGUCUCAACUUCAGGACGACGACGUGGAGCCCGAAGACGAACAUCAAGAACAUCCGCCGCCGACUUAUACAGGGGGCAAGUGGCGACCCUCGGACGCCUCGCAGAAGACGGAAGAAUACGAGACUAAGAGCAACGUUGGACAACCAUCGCCAGGACACACACGAGGGAAAUGGGUACCGGGCGCACAAACGGAUAUCGAAUCAGGAUAUUGGUGCAGUCCUUGCGGCAGGAAACUUGCCUCUCGAUUGGUCUACAACAGGCAUCUUCUCUCUGAUUUGCACGCUAGAAGGAGCAUCCGAGAAAUCGAUGGCGUUCUUUGCCUGCCGCGUGUCGCCAAGUUGCACGCACUGAAAAAAUCAUCGACUCGUAUUCAAAAAACUAAAGAAGCGGAGGAAACGAAAGAAGCGAAGAAAAGUUUGCGAAAACGAGAAAAGGAAAUACUUCGUUGCGAAAUGUGCCAUGCCCGAGUGAGAAGAACGCAAAUGGGCAAGCAUUUGCUCUCUCAUUAUCACUGCCGCGUGGCAGGUGUAAAUCCUUGCAGCCCACGGGCGCGUCGCUUUUUACUAGAAAAUAUGGCGAAUGUGGUUCGGCAGUGCCCUUUUCAGUGUUUCUCUUGUCGUUUUUACUGUAACACGGAGGAAACAUUCCUGCGUCAUUGGCGAUCCGAUCUUCACGCAAAAACGCUCGACCAGAUCGCCGGCAGUUACAGAUGCACUCCUUGCGACUUUUGGUGCGAGGACAACGAAACGAUGGAAGCGCAUCUGGUCGAUUCGAGUCAUCGCGACGUUGUUUCCAUGAUGAAUGGUUCGGUGCCGAUCAUGAUAGGUCGUCAGCGAGCUCUGACCUGCGGUGGUUGCGAUCGUCGAUUCCGGUAUAAUUUACAACUUCGAUUGCACAUCAAGGAAACUGGCCACGAAGAGAGUUUGACCGCGACGGACGAAUAUCAACAGCGAAUCAAAUGCAAUCUGUGCCCGCAAAUAGUUCGAUCGUUGGUGGCACUUCAGCGUCACCAGUUGUCUUGCCACGUCACGAAGAUCGAGAAACACGAGACGAACGAUUCGCCCCAGCCUUAUUUCUGUUCGUUCUGCUCGAUGAACUUUGCCACUGCUCGAGAAGCCGUAUUACAUCGAAGAACGUCCAGUCACAAGGAGAUAGUGAAGGCUCGGAAAAGCAGCGAAGGCCCGUCCACGUCCACGGUUCGGCAGUGUCCUCAUUGCAAGCAGAAGCAGGCGAAUUUAUCGAAGCACAAGGCACACCUUCUCGAUAAUCAUCCCGAGCUUUGUUACAGAUGUCCCAAAUGCGGUACGUUGUUUGCCCUCUCGCAAGACGUGACGAGGCACACGAGGGAAAACAAGUGCCAUGUCUCAAACGAUGAAUCGAAUAAAACGAAAACAGCGGACGCGAGAGACGAAUGGAAAUGCAACAGCUGUAGCUUCUCGACCAACAUUCAAGCGGAAUUUAUCUUCCACGAAGCUCUUCACGCCGGGAUCGUGCGAGGCGAUAACGAAGACGAGAACUCUGGCAAAUCAUUGGCGAAGUAUUCUUGCCCCAUCUGCAAGAAGACAUUCGCGAAAGUGUCAUUACGGAAUCACAUCAGAAGCCACACCGGAGAGCGUCCGUUUCCGUGUGCCAAGUGUCUCGUGCCCUUUUCCAGGAGAUCCGACCUAAACGCCCAUCAGAAAGAGUGCACGGCUUCGACAUCGUCGGGAUGGUCGGAACGUUUGGAACGGAAACGAAGCUUUGUUUGUUCCGAGUGCAACAGCGCCUUCUACACAAAGCACUCGCUGCGACAGCAUAUGCUGCGCCACGCUGGGAAAAAGUACAAGUGCGGACUUCCGGGCUGUCCAACGGUGCUCCGAACAGCCUCCGAAUUGAGAUCGCACAGAACCUUGGUACACGACAGCACGCCGUCUAAUAGACGAUACAAGUGCUCCGAUUGUUCUUACGCGGCCAAAACGAAGACUCAGUUACGACGACACUGCACUCGGCACGAAGAAGCAGGGAACGUGGCAAAAUCAGAACUUCGCGCAUGUCCCUACAGUGGUUGCGCUUUUAAAACGAAGCUCGCUUCUCAUUUGCAGCGGCACGUGCGUCUCCACACGGGCACAAAGCCAUACAAGUGUCGUCAUUGUCCGUACGCCAGCAACAACUUGGAAAAUCUAAGGAAACACGUGUUGUCCACGAACUUGCAUCGGGGCAAGACGAUCUACGAAUGCGACGUUUGCCAAGAAGACAACCCGGAGCCGUUCCAGACGAAUUUCGCGAAGGAGCUUCGCGCGCAUCUGUUGGAAGUGCACAGCGACGCUUUUCCAACGCCUAACCACGCGAGCGAUUACGUGGUCGGGAUUUUUAAGGUUCGACGAGACUGUGACGAGUCAAAUUAAGAGCGUCGCAACCGUCGUUCGAAUAUAUAUAUCCCGCGGAUCGUCAACAGCGGCGAACACAACGCACUGGACGUUGGUGGUAUCGGCGUUGUCUCUCGUUGUUCGUGAUCGUGCGAGCCGGUAGGCCUGUACCAUGCCAGGAAAUAGUUAAAGUGAUGUACGGUCACGUGGCACGGUACGUACUUUGGACGCGUACACGGCCGAAUCUUUAUGUCCCUAGCGUCGAGAUAUUACGAGAAUCGUUCGAGUCCACCUGCUGAUUUCUCGGAUUCCUCGACGCGCCCCUAUGCAGCAGGUACGUACGUUUGCCAGUUGUCGUCAUUGUAUUACGUUUCGCUUCGUCAUACUCGUGUAACCAAAGUAGACGUAUACUGUUUCAUCAUUUAUUAGAGAUAAAGACAAACGCGACGAACGAUUCUGCGAAGAACGAUUCGCGCGCGCUGAUCCUUCGCGACUAAUCGCGUACUGUUUCUCGUCUUUGCUUUACACGAUAUCGGGAACGCGGACAAGAGCGGAUGAAAGUACCGAGAUGUAUGAAAGAGAAAGAGAGAGAGAGGGAGAGAGAAGGGAAUGGAACGAAACGAGACGAAACGGUCGUUGAAAAAUUCAUCGUGGCUGAAAGCCAGCGACGGACCACCUCGUGGAUCGUCUUACAAGACGCGUUUCCGUCUUCGAGGGUCCUGAUUGUGAGAAAUGCAUCGUGCUGUCGCGCGAGAUAGGUGUCGUAAAGUAUGCGGCCCUUGAGUU
This is a messenger RNA of Bombus pascuorum, 4231 nucleotides long. Its product is annotated as zinc finger protein 91. Gene Ontology annotation, cellular component: nucleus. Bases 206 to 3484 code for a protein of 1092 amino acids. The record is from RefSeq and is a predicted model, not a curated record. Gene Ontology annotation, biological process: regulation of transcription by RNA polymerase II. NCBI's taxonomy places the organism in Eukaryota, Metazoa, Arthropoda, Insecta, Hymenoptera, Apidae. Gene Ontology annotation, molecular function: RNA polymerase II transcription regulatory region sequence-specific DNA binding; DNA-binding transcription factor activity, RNA polymerase II-specific; zinc ion binding. The transcript has 9 exons.